AUGUCCAUCUUAUUUGCUGAAUUUGUUGAUAAAUAUCGAUCUGUCUAUUUCUUUUUUCUUACAGAAAGGGGAGAACAACAACGUACAGUAACUGUCUUUAUCAAAGAAGCUGCUGCCACGUCACGUGCAUUCGAACUUCUGCAGAAGUAUACUGAGCAGGAAAGCUGGGAAGCACGGCUACCGUCAAAGUAUACGAAAUAUGGAGAUAAUAAUGCGAGUAAUGAUUAUAAGACUAAAAGCUUCCUAAGGGUCAAUUUGACUUCGGAUGAAUCGUCCAAGAUUACAGUUGAACAGGAACUUACCCAUGCGGUGGCCAAUGGUGAUACCAUGAAUACUAACGACAUAUGUACUUUGGGGGACAUUUCGCGUGCAACGCAAACGGUCAAUAAGUCAUCUGGUAUUGUUAUCAGUUUCAAUGAGUUGAAUUCUGUAUCAUCAAUUGAAAACGGGUGCGCGAAUACGAACAAAAUAGCAUCCAUUGAUGAGGAUGAACGCGCAGGCAAUCGCUGUCGCUCUUCAAAUAUGUAUAUUGGAGAGGAUAAAAAUGGACACAUGAAUGGUAGCGGUUUCAAGAAUGUUUAUACGCAAGGCAAUUCAGUUCAAGAGAUUCGAGCGCUAAACGAUAGUGACGACGAUGAAGUGAUGGUUAACAUUAUGUCGAAAGUUUCAAAGGAAAUCGAAAGUGUUUCAAUUACUGAAGCAAACAUUACAGAGAAUGGGAUUCAAAAGGGCACUGAAGCCAGUGCAGCUAUCAAUGCUCAAGGAAAGCAUGAUGAUAAUCCAUUUACCUAUUCAGCGGGACAAUUACGCCUACAUGGAAAUCGAGUUGGUACGUACGAUAUGCAAAAAUCCCGUACAAUAGGAGUAAAAAGGGAUCUCCUGGCAGCUGAUGGUGAGUGUGAUUUCACCUACAAGGAAUACGUCAGUCCAACUUUCUUAAGCUUGAUACCGGCUGAUACAUCAAAUUCGAUCUUAGCACGAGAACUGAUACCGGCACACUUCGAUGGACGUGAAACUUAUGCGAAAGGGCUUUUGGAUCCAACCGAGGACACUCGCCUUGAUGUACAUAUGCAUCAUUUCGGUGCGCUCGUCUUCGCAGCGAUCAAGAUGCUUUGUAAGCAUCACAGUUGGGUAGUGUACUCAUGUACAUCCAUCCAGUGGCAAACAGUUUUCCGACAUUUUAUUUCCUAA
Messenger RNA from Cercopithifilaria johnstoni, 1191 nucleotides. The record is from the annotation of a GenBank genome assembly. NCBI's taxonomy places the organism in Eukaryota, Metazoa, Nematoda, Chromadorea, Rhabditida, Onchocercidae.